CAUGAUGCAUUCCUUCCGAGCUUUCCACAUUCCUUUCUCCUCCUUUCUUUUGUUCUCGUUGCUUCUGACAACAAACAUCUCCGGCGAAGUUGCAGGCCAGCACCACCAUCACUGCGGUCCCGGCUCCCUCCGGAGAACUUUGCCGAACCCCCACCGACAGCGCCGCUACCAUGGCAAGUUUGUGCCCGGCCCGUGGUCCCGAGCACACGCCACAUUCUACGGAAGCAGGGAUGGUUCUGAUACAAGAGGGGGCGCAUGCGGGUAUUCCGACACCGUAGCGCAAGGCUACGGCUUACAGACGGCGGCAUUGAGCACCGCACUGUUCAACGAUGGGCUGUCGUGCGGCGCUUGUUUUGAGAUAAAAUGCGUGGAUGAUCCCAAGUGGUGCAACCCGGGCAGGCCUUCCAUCUUCAUCACCGCCACCAAUUACUGCCCGCCAAACUACAACCUCCCCAGCAACAACGGCGGUUGGUGCAACACACCCCGCCCCCACUUUGAUCUCACCCUGCCGGCUUUUCUCCAUAUUGCACAAUACAAAGCGGGCAUUGUUCCUGUGUCUUACCGAAGGGUUCCAUGCAAGAAGCGAGGAGGAAUGAGGUUCACCAUGACGGGAAACCCAUACUUCAACAUGAUACUGGUGUGGAAUGUGGGCGGAGCAGGUGAUGUCCGGCAUGUUGAGGUGAAAGCGCAACGGCGUCCGUGGAGGACAUUGAGGCAUAACUGGGGGCAAUACUGGGAGACCAAUGCUAAUCUCGUCGGCCAAUUUCUGUCUUUCAGAGUCACCGCCGGUGAUGGUCGCCGCUCCACCUCGUGGCAUGUUGUUCCUUCAAACUGGCAGUUCGGACAAACCUUUGAGGGCAAGAACUUUAGGUUCUGAAACUGAAAAAAGAUUAAGUAGCAUGAAAUUUAUGGGAGCAAUAUAUAGAAUUAGAUUAAAAAAAAGUUGCAUUAUGGAUGGUUUUUUUCUCCUUUG
Phalaenopsis equestris is the source of this 973-nucleotide messenger RNA. RefSeq names its product expansin-A4-like. Gene Ontology annotation, cellular component: extracellular region. The coding region runs from base 2 to 877 and encodes 291 amino acids. The transcript has 3 exons. NCBI's taxonomy places the organism in Eukaryota, Viridiplantae, Streptophyta, Magnoliopsida, Asparagales, Orchidaceae. Gene Ontology annotation, biological process: plant-type cell wall organization. The record is from RefSeq and is a predicted model, not a curated record.